Messenger RNA from Pseudocercospora fijiensis CIRAD86, 255 nucleotides. RefSeq lists its product as uncharacterized. The transcript is spliced from 4 exons. Bases 1 to 255 code for a protein of 84 amino acids. NCBI's taxonomy places the organism in Eukaryota, Fungi, Ascomycota, Dothideomycetes, Mycosphaerellales, Mycosphaerellaceae. The record is from RefSeq and is a predicted model, not a curated record.
AUGUCAGCUUCAUUGGCGCCCGAAUGCAAUGAGGUGAAAGAGCGAUACGAUACAUGCUUCCUCAAAUGGUACUCAGAAAAGUUUCUGCGAGGUACAGCAAAGAAUGAUGAAUGUGAACCUUUGUUUAAGCAGUACAAAGAGUGUCUUGGCAAAGCCCUGAAAGAGCGAGGAAUAGAUCAGAUGCUUGAAGAAGCAAGAGCAGACAACAAGGAGAACGACGCAGAGCACAUGAAGCCUUCUCCGCGAGGCAGCUGA